UACAGAAGCCACAACUAGAGCUCCACACAGAUCUGAUAUUUAUUACUUCUGCUAAUUAUUAAUAGAUAUUGUCAAAAUGAAUAUGCUUAUUGAGGUUGUAGCGCUUUUUCUAGGUUUUGUUAGUUGGAUAAUGAUUUUUAUAUCGCUACAAGAUCAAUAUUGGAGGGAAUCCACCCAAGACGGGAGCGUAAUAUUAACUUCUGCAAUCUAUGAGAAUCUAUGGAUGUCUUGUGCGAGUGACUCAACAGGAGCAUAUAACUGUCGUGAAUUUCCAUCCCUUUUUGCUCUUCCAGGGUACGUUCAGGCCUCCCGAGCAUUGAUGAUUGCUUCCAUGGUGUUUGGGACAUUUGGUCUUGCAGCUACACUUGCAGGAAUGAAGUGCUCAAAAAUAGGUGGAGAAAACUACACCUUGAAAGGCAAGGUUGCUGCCAUUGGAGGAGUGCUUUUUCUACUGCAAGGGCUUUGCACCAUGAUUGCUGUCUCUUGGUAUGCAGCAAACAUCACCCAGCAGUUCUUUGAUCCACUCUUCCAAGGGAUAAAGUAUGAGAUUGGAGAGGGCCUGUAUAUAGGCUGGGGUUCAGCCAUACUUGCCAUUUGUGGAGGUUCAUUUCUGCUGUGUACCUGCAGAAUGACUGACAAUAAAAUAAUAACAUACCCAUACCAGCCACCCUCAGGAGGACACAUGCUGUCAACUGUGGCAACCUCUGAGCCUGUACCAAGCAACUAUGAAAGAAAUGCAUAUGUCUAAGAGGUUAAUGUGUAGGAGGGAAAGUAGGCAGAUUUGGAGUCUUUCUUGAAGAGAUAAUGAAGAGUUAGUUCAUCUGUAUCCCAGGAGAUGGCAGCAUUUAUAUUGGAACACACUAAUUCUGAGCAGGAUUUUGUUGAU
Archocentrus centrarchus (flier cichlid) is the source of this 886-nucleotide messenger RNA. RefSeq names its product claudin-15-like. The transcript is spliced from 5 exons. Gene Ontology annotation, molecular function: structural molecule activity. The coding region runs from base 77 to 748 and encodes 223 amino acids. Gene Ontology annotation, cellular component: membrane; bicellular tight junction. The record is from RefSeq and is a predicted model, not a curated record. NCBI's taxonomy places the organism in Eukaryota, Metazoa, Chordata, Actinopteri, Cichliformes, Cichlidae.